GAAAACGAAAAUGGAAAUUCCAAAGGAAAUAAAUAUUGGAAUUUUGAUUGCUGAUGAAUCAUCACCAUUGAAUAGUAAAGUAGAUGUAUACAACUUAGCAAGUUUGAAACAAUUAUUUUCAUUGCGAAAAUAUUUUAAGAUUCUCACUAUUAGACAACGAUGUAUUCCUAAUGUACCAAAUUCCAUAAAGAGUAGUUUAGAAGAUUGGUCUUUUCUCCGCAAUCUAGAGUUAAUUUUGCUCAUUGGAGGUGCAUCCUUGACUUAUUGGGCUUCAGAGGAAGUUAAAUCCAUUAUUCAAAAACAUACUGCAUUAUCUUCAUUAUGUUCCCUGAAUGUAUCUAAAUACUCCUCCAGUUGUGUUUCACCCAGAUGUUGCGUUUUGGGCAAAACAUUAAUCUUGAUGCUUCCAAGUAAUGUACUUGAUUGGGAGCCUACUCUUCAAAAGUUUGUGCAAGCAAUUUCAUCUGCAUUUGAGGAAAUUAAAAAUGAAGAUAGAAGUAUAUCUUUUUCAUUUGGUCCGCAUCAGGAUAAUUUCUGGAAUCAGAAUUUUAAAAGUGAAGUCAAGAUAUCAAAAGUUGCCGAGAGACCAAGAAAAUCACUGUAUGAAAUGAUUUCUGUUGAUAAAGCUGUUGAAAUAAUUCUUCACGAGUCUGUUCCUUUGCAUACAGUGCAUAAAAGUGUUACAGAUUGCUUUAGUUUUGUUAUUGCUGAAGAUGUAAUAGCAGAAGAACCUUAUCCACCAUUUCCUGCUUCAGUUAAAGAUGGCUAUGCUGUGUUAGCAUCUGAUAAUUCAAGGUUUCGAAAUGUUCUCGCUGGAGUUACAACAGGUAUCGAGCCAGAAUCAAUAGUAGUGUCUGGUUCUUGUAUUCGAGUGAGUACUGGCUCUAUGAUUCCUAAUGGUGCUGAUGCAGUUAUUCAGGUUGAGGAUACAGCUGUUGCUGAAAAGGAUGAUGAAGGUAAUGAAGUAAAAAUUGAAAUACUGAAGCAACCCACAAAGCAUCAAGAUAUUAGAGCUAUUGGAAGUGACAUAUCUGCUGGAGCCCUGUUAAUACCUUCAAAUACAAGGAUCAGUGCUGCUGAAAUUGGAGUAUUAUCUGUUUAUGGCAUUCAAUCUAUUUUAACGUACCAAAAACCAUGGAUUGCCUUAUUAUCAACAGGAGAUGAAGUUUUAGAGCCCAACAUGCCUUUGAGACCUGGUUGUAUAAGAGACAGUAAUAAAAGUAGUCUGAAAUAUGCUCUGGUUGAAAAUCGAAUUCCAGUUGUUGAUGUUGGUAUUGCCAGAGAUAACGCUGAAGAUGUUAAAUUUCACUUAAUGCUUGCAUUUGAAAGUGCUGAUGUAAUUAUUUCGACUGGAGGAGUGUCUAUGGGUGAAAAGGAUAUGCUGAAGCAAGUUUUAGAAUAUGAUUUCAAUGCAAAGAUUCAUUUUGGACGCAUUCAUAUGAAACCAGGGAAGCCUACCACAUUUUCAACAGUUAUCUAUAAAGGAAAAAAGAAAUUGGUUUUUAGUCUGCCUGGCAACCCUGUUUCUGCAUUUGUUUGUUUUUAUCUCUUUGUUUUUCCUUGUAUAAAGAAACUUAUGGGGUUUUCUUCUCCAAGACACUCGGUCUCUAAAGUAAAGCUAAAUCAUGACCACAAACUUGAUGAAAGACCUGAGUUUUGCAGAGCAGCAGUAAAUUAUGGACCAGAUGGAGUAUUUUCUGCUAAUAUGACUGGUGGCCAGCAAAGUAGUCGUCUCUCAAGUAUGCAAAAUGCAGAUGUUUUAUUGAUGCUACCCCCUAAAUCACCUGAACAACAAAUUUUAAAAUCAGGACUUCUCGUAGAUGCUAUACCUUUAAAGACCAUUUAAUAGUUUAUGUUCAGUAAUGUGUUUGAAUAUCAACUGUAUUGAUUUAUGAAUUUUUGAAUCAAAAUAUUGUUACAGAAUUUAAUUGUUAAUAUAUUUGAAAUUUUGUUGAAUUUUCUGAAAUAUAUUUUUGUAAAAUAAAAUUA
Uloborus diversus is the source of this 1989-nucleotide messenger RNA. RefSeq names its product gephyrin-like (gene cin). Gene Ontology annotation, biological process: molybdenum incorporation into molybdenum-molybdopterin complex; establishment of synaptic specificity at neuromuscular junction; gamma-aminobutyric acid receptor clustering. Gene Ontology annotation, cellular component: cytosol; dendrite; cytoplasm. The coding region runs from base 11 to 1846 and encodes 611 amino acids. The record is from RefSeq and is a predicted model, not a curated record. The transcript is spliced from 20 exons. Gene Ontology annotation, molecular function: molybdopterin molybdotransferase activity. Lineage: Eukaryota; Metazoa; Arthropoda; Arachnida; Araneae; Uloboridae.